CUUGUAUACAGGGUGGUCGUUUCCUCGCGUGUAAACUUUUUCGUCAACUAUGGUUGUUAAUUAACGAAUCGCUAGGGAUGUGCGUGUAGUGUAGUGAUGGUGUUACAGGUCACAUACUGGAGUUACAAUAGGAGCCUGCUGCGCGGGUAGGAUGCGGCGGCAUGCUCCGCCCGCUGCUGCUGAUGGCCCUCCUCAUCAGAGUGGGAGCCCCGCACCUGCACGUCACCGCUCCCCCAGGCCUGGACACAACAUAUCAGAUCACUAAGCCCACCGCCGUGGUGUUCACCAGUAAACCUCGUCGAGUCCUCAACAGGAAGGGGAAGGAAGGCUCACCCAUGCUGAACUACAUCUUCGACUCCUACGCUACCAGCAACAAACAUUUUCAUGAUAAAUUUAAAGCGCCUUCGUUCGAGGGAGACAUGAGUUCGGAUACUAUUAUAGAUGCGGACACGAGAGCGACCGUGCUGUUCGACUGCCAAGUAUCUUCGCUUAGGGAUAAAACGGUAUCCUGGCUAAGGGUGUCUGAAGAUCAGAAUUUCGAAUUACUGACAGUUGAUCUGGAACGACAUACAGCUGAUGUCAGAUACCGAGUAGAUUUAGCUGGGGAGAAUUGGAAGUUGAUGCUGUCUGAUGCGAAGGUCCAGGACUCUGGGAUAUACUGCUGCCAUGUGUCCACUCACCCACCUAUGCUCAGAAGAUUUCAACUAACGGUUCAUGCGCCGGAGAUAAAAAUGAGCAAGGAGGCGUUCCUUGAAAGCGGGGAGACGUUAUCCCUUAAAUGUGCCGUGUUGCACUUAAACCCGGGAGAGACGACCCCGGAAUUGCACUGGUAUAGAGGGAACAAUACCACCCCCCUGGACGAGACCCGGGGAGGAGUGCUCGUGGAGACGGACCUCUUAACUCUUACAAGCCAUCUUCAGGUCGCCGGCUUAAAAAUGGAGGAUGCUGGGAACUACACUUGCGCCCUGGAAGCUCCUCUACAAAUGAAAGCUAUUGCUAGAGUCCACGUUUUACAAGGGUCAAGUUUGGCUGAGCUUCAAAGCGGUGUGAAAACCACCACAUCCUACAUCAGCCUACUCCUGGCGUCUCUAGUCCUACUCUUCAGCACAUCGUAUGGUGAGAUCAGAUGACCUACCUAGACCAAAACUUCGAGUAAGGCUGGCAACGUAAGAAUUUUUAAGGGAACAAGAUCAAAUAUGACUUUACUGCACAAAUUGGAUGGGACAAACUAAAGGGACUUGUAAAGCCCUGCCAUGGCUUCUAAAAAUAAUGUGUUGAAUGUAAUGAUAUUAUCAUCAAACAGUUUGUUGUUGCCACAGUAUAAAAAUCAUACAGUAUAGUAACUAAGCCGCUUCCUAAAACACUGAGGAAAGAGAAAAUAUAUUGCAUUGUUUGCUACUA
This is a messenger RNA of Aricia agestis (brown argus), 1401 nucleotides long. Its product is annotated as hemicentin-1-like. Bases 162 to 1130 code for a protein of 322 amino acids. Lineage: Eukaryota; Metazoa; Arthropoda; Insecta; Lepidoptera; Lycaenidae. The record is from RefSeq and is a predicted model, not a curated record. Gene Ontology annotation, biological process: synapse organization. Gene Ontology annotation, cellular component: neuron projection membrane. The transcript is spliced from 9 exons.